Messenger RNA from Pimephales promelas (fathead minnow), 2804 nucleotides. It is a transcript of the gene sh3gl2a, whose product is annotated as SH3 domain containing GRB2 like 2a, endophilin A1. NCBI's taxonomy places the organism in Eukaryota, Metazoa, Chordata, Actinopteri, Cypriniformes, Leuciscidae. Gene Ontology annotation, cellular component: glutamatergic synapse; presynapse; cytoplasm. Gene Ontology annotation, molecular function: protein binding. Gene Ontology annotation, biological process: synaptic vesicle uncoating. The record is from RefSeq and is a predicted model, not a curated record.
AGCUGCUAUAAUCAGCCUACGCUUGUGGUGAUUCCCAGUAUACAAGGGUUUAUCUUUGAACGUCUCUCAUCCACGUAUCUGUGAGCAUAUUUACAUCUUUGCACAUCACAAACGGCGUUAGCACUAGUCCAAUCGGUAUCAUGUCUGUCGCGGGACUGAAGAAACAAUUCCACAAAGCCACUCAGAGAGUUAGUGAAAAGGUCGGAGGGGCAGAAGGAACUAAAUUAGAUUAUGACUUUACGGAAAUGGAAAAGAAAGUUGACACCACCACUAGGGCAGUGAUGGAUAUUAUGACCAAGACAACGGAGUACCUGCAACCCAAUCCAGCAACUCGUGCCAAGAUGAGUAUGAUGAGCUCCAUGUCUAAAAUCCGUGGAGGAGAUAAAGGUCCCGGCUACAUACAGACUGAAGUCAUCCUGGGAGAGUCCAUGCAAAAGUUUGGCAGGGAACUCGGGGAGGAUUCCUGCUUUGGUUUGGCUCUGAUCGAUGUUGGAGAUGCCAUGCGGGAGCUGGGUGAAGUUAAAGAUGCUCUAGACAUGGAAGUCAAGCAAAACUUCAUUGAUCCCUUGCAGAAUAUCCAUGAUAAAGACUUAAAAGAGAUCCAGCAUCACCUGAAGAAGCUAGAAGGGCGACGGUUGGACUUCGACUAUAAGAAGAAAAGGCAAGGAAAAGUCACAGAAGAUGAGAUCAAACAAGCCCUGGAGAAGUUUGAUGAAUCAAAGGAGAUUGCCGAACAAAGCAUGUUUAACCUUCUGGAGAGUGAUAUUGAACAAGUGAGUCAGCUUUCUGCUUUGGUCCAAGCUCAGGUGAACUACCACAGACAGGCCACAGAGAUCCUUCAGCAGCUUUCCACCAAGAUAGAGGACAGAAUAAGAGAGGCUUCUUGUAAGCCAAGAAGAGAGUAUGUCCCCAAACCUCGCACCUCCCUGGAUUUAAGUGAGAACCACAAUGGGAAUAUUGGGCACGUUAGCCGUUCUAGGUCACCAGCUCCAAUGGACCAUCCUUGCUGUCGGGCACUGUAUGAUUUUGAUGCUGAAAAUGAGGGUGAGCUAGGCUUCAAGGAAGGUGACAUCAUCACCUUGACCAGCAAGAUUGACGACAAUUGGUAUGAAGGAAAGGUCAAUGAUCACUCUGGCUUCUUCCCUGUCAACUACGUAGAAAUCCUGGUAGCUUUGCCCCACUAAGUCUUAUGCAUGUACCCUAAUCGUGAUCUGACCAAUCAAACCACUUCUGCAAGAGGAGAAAAUAACCAAAACAAACAGCACAAAAAGCUUGGUUAUGGUGUUUGCGCAUAGGAAAUAAGCAAUGAAAACUUUGAGUGCCCUUUCGCAAAUAUUAUUUGGAAUGGACUUGGAAUGCCACCACUUUAUUGUAAUAUUGAUUUAUUUUACCUUUCUUGAGGUUGAUCGAGACCUCUGCGUUGCCUGCUGCUAUGCCUCCUGUGUGUUCGGACGUUAAGGUUGUUUUUGUUUUUUGCCUGUUUCCAUUUGCAACAAAACUUUUAUCCACACCCUUUUAAAAAAACGAAAAUAUUUCCAAUAAAAUAAGACAACACAAAUUAUUUUGGUAUUAAGUUCUUGGCAUAAAGUAUUAAUAAAACAUUAUUUGAAGGUUAAUGGUUGAAUUGAAGUUAUUAAACAUUUACAUUCUUUUUUCUUUCUUUGAAAUGGCAAUAAUUGUAAAACGAAUAUACUGUAACAUCUUGCCUAUUCAUAGUGUGAAAUGUUCUACUGUUUGUUUAAUGUCCUAAAGCUAAUUUUAGCCUUUAAGUGGUGGUAGAUUUGACUAUUUAAAUAGAUUCAUAUUUAGCAACAAAGGGGAAAAAAACAGACAAAUUUCAUCAGUCAUUUAACAGUCUGUGUGGUCCAUGAAUCAUGUGGGCCUUUUCAAACUUUCCAUAUCACAUUCCAUAAUGUUAAACUGAAAGGCAACCUAAAAAUAGUUUUAUGAAGUAAUGUGUGCGUGUGUACAUAUAUAUGACUAUAAAUAUGCCUGAGUGUAUGUUAUCAGAACUCAUGAAACUGUAUUUAAACUUUUCUUUGAUAUAUAUUUUUCUUUUAAUGUUUUUGAUGGCUAAGUGCGUUUUUUCUUUUUUUUCUGUUCUAGUAAUGGCAAUGAAUUGUAAAGAAAUUGUGAAGAAAUGACAGGUACUUCCAUAUGCCACUGAUCAGAAAAAAACAAUUUCAACAGGCCUGAAUUUAAAAUUACCACAGACGUACAGUGGUUGCACUCUUUGGGGGAAUUGAUCAACAAAUGGUUGUUGCACCUCGUCAUAUUAAACUGGAAUAAGAGAAAGUAUUUUAACAUUGCAGAAAAAGGCUGAUGUUAGCUGAUAUAAAGCUAUGUUCUAAAAAAAUAUUCGGUGUUUAGUUAAUGUUUUAUUAAAUCUAAUAUCCCCUUUAUAUAUAUAUAUAUAUAUAUAUAUAUAUAUAUAUAUAUAUAUAUACAUACAAGCGUAGUUUGUAUUGUCAGGAAAUACCAAUAUUUUUCAAUUGUGUUGUUAUCCUCAAUGAGGUAUGUACAGUCAUUAUUGUGUUUUAUUUCCUUUUUUUGUGAAUAGUCAUGUAACUAUAGUACCAUGUGUUACUUUUGGAUCAGUGUUGAAGCAUUUACCAUUACAUAAAAAAAUAAGACACUGGAUAUUUAUUGAAGUGCUGGUGGAGUGUUUAGUCGUAAAGCACUACUUAUCAACUCCUUUUUUAGCAUGGGUUUUCAUGACUCAUCUGAAUGAAUAGGCUUGUAUUGAGGUUUUUUUGAAAAAAAAACCCAACUGUGGAACUACAAUAAAUUGCAGAUUAAGGGUG